AUGGAUCUCGUGAGCUUGGACCUUGCCGUGAGACUAGGAGUGACUCAGUUUUCCUAUUUGCCGAUGCUUAUGAAAAGAUUGGAGCAUUGUCGACCAACUCUUCUUGUCAACAAUGGCUUUUUCCCUUUGGCGCCAGACCUGAUCGAUUACAAGACUAAAGCGAUCGGCAUCAAUGUCCACGAGAGAUAUUAUGGAUUGGGUGAUUUGCGUGGUUGUAACUUUCAAUUUGACGCUCGUUAUUGGUCGCCUAAGAUGGAACUGAUAACUGGAGUCAUCACCAAGGACAAUGACUAUCUAUGUGCAUUUGACGAUGACGGCGACAAGCUUUUUGUGAUCGAUCGGCGUGGUGUGACCAUGUGUAUCUCCAAAACGAUAUUGAAGGAGUAUGAACGUGAAACUUACGAGGAUGUACCCAUCUUCUACUGUCAAACAGCUAACGCAGAAUCGAUUUUUCUCUUCAGCCAGAACUUCGUCCUUGUAAUGAAGUUUAUCGAUCUUUUCCAAUCCCUACCAUUCUGGUUCUACGUUGAGCUCUCGCGAGACGAUGGUGUUCCAAGAGACCCGAAAGUUGAGGGAGUGUAUGUCUCUUGCAUUCGGGUGGAAACGGUCAUUGUGACUGACUUGCUCAAGUGUUCUCCCUGGCAUGUCGGCAAAGAUCUACUUUCGCAUUACAGAUACAACAAACUGGACAAUAUUAUCACAUUCAUUGCCGUCACAGAGGACUCCAUCGAGCUACGAGACUUCCGGAAAGAUACGAUGCAGUGGGACGACUUCACGACCACAAUUCCGAGGAAAAGUGAUGAAUUCAAUUUCCCAAUAGCAUUUCUCUUCAAGGACGUCUUUGUUAUCGAAGAAACUAGGGGCUGUUUCAUGGUAUACGAUCUUACGAAUCGUCGCUGUGUGCACUUUGAGAGUGAAUUCUUUAGCUGGGUGCCGUACUCAAUGCACUGGAUGUUUGAGGGUGAAAACGACGCUCUUUACUUGUCGCUGGACAAUUGCUCGUGGUACAUUCCUUAA
Messenger RNA from Candidozyma duobushaemuli, 1017 nucleotides. RefSeq lists its product as uncharacterized. The transcript has a single exon. The record is from RefSeq and is a predicted model, not a curated record. Lineage: Eukaryota; Fungi; Ascomycota; Pichiomycetes; Serinales; Metschnikowiaceae. Bases 1 to 1017 code for a protein of 338 amino acids.